GUGUUGGCUACUUUACUUUAAGUUUAUUUCCCACAUCAUGACUAACAUGUCCCAGUGAAUUUCAAACCCCUGCUAGAAGACCCCGUGGCGAACGCGUCGGCAUUGCGCAGAUUCGGUUUGAACCUGAAGCGGAGUGACCUUCCCUGGGAGGAGAGUUGUGCAGAUCAGAGGCAGAAAGAAUUCACACAGAGCACCGAUGGUUACUCUCCAGUCCGCCGCUCCUGCCUCAGAAAUGAACAACAACUUAGUGGGAGAUGAAGUGGGGAAGCUUUUUGUGGGGGGGUUAGACUGGAGUACCACACAGGAGACGCUACGAAACUACUUCUCUCAGUAUGGUGAAGUGGUGGAUUGUGUUAUCAUGAAGGAUAAAAGCACAAAUCAAUCCCGGGGCUUUGGGUUUGUGAAGUUUAAAGACCCCAACUGUGUUCGGACGGUGCUGGAGACUAAACCUCACAACCUAGAUGGAAGAAAUAUUGAUCCCAAGCCUUGUACUCCCCGAGGGAUGCAACCUGAAAAGACCCGCACAAAGGAAGGCUGGAAGACGGGAAAAAGUGAUAGCAAUAAAUCUAAGAAGAUAUUUGUUGGUGGGAUUCCUCACAACUGCGGGGAACCUGAACUCAGGGAUUAUUUUAACAGAUUUGGUGUGGUCACAGAGGUGGUAAUGAUCUAUGACGCGGAAAAACAGAGGCCCCGAGGUUUUGGAUUUAUUACUUUCGAGGCCGAACAAUCAGUGGACCAGGCUGUCAACAUGCAUUUUCACGACAUCAUGGGCAAAAAAGUUGAAGUGAAAAAGGCGGAACCCCGCGACAGCAAAGCGCCAGGCCCUGGGCAGAUCGGCGCCAACCAGUGGGGACCUAGGGGCAUCUUGAGCGCGGCCAAUGGCUGGUCAGCUCCACCAGCUCAGGGCUGGCAGCAGAGCUACGGACCUCAGGGGGUUUGGGUGUCCACAGGUCAACCCAUAGGUGGCUAUGGCCCCCCAUUACCAGCAGGCCGAGGAGCCCCAGCACAACCCCCCUCACCGUUCAACGCUUUCCUCGUCACGGCGGCCCCGGCCGGCAGCUUCGCGGCACCUCAGGGAUACCCACAGCAGGGCUACAGCACACCUCCUCAGUUUGGUCAGUCUUGGGGCUACAGUUUCGGGACGCCUCAAGGUGACCAGUUUGUGCCGCAGGGGAUGCCUCCGCCUCCCACCACCCCGGGCACGGCACCCCUGGGCUUUGCCCCUGCCACCACCCCCACUCAGGAUAUGAGCAAAGCCGCCGCGGGUCAACCAGACUUCCCCUACAGCCAAUAUGGACCAUGGUCGUGUCAGCAGUCUUUUCCUUCCUCUGCCUAAGAUGUUAAGAUUAACAAAUCAAUUUGGCUUCAUGGCAAAUCCUAUAAAAUCUUUCGACAUCAACAAGUUUUCCUUUCACCAUCUCUGCCAAAGCCUCUCUGCCUUUCAGAUGUCUGAUCUUUGUGUGUUUUGCAACAUCCCACAGUUAAGUCUAUAAGAGUCUCCUAGGAGAGAGUUCAGACACACCUGCUCAGCUUUCUUAUUCAAUACAGAUAUUAAUAUUGGCUAAAGCUAAAGCAAUCCAGAUGUUUAAUUCGUAGCGACACACAUAGCAUACUGUGUUAUAUUGGAAUUGGUCCUCAACAUACAGCGCAGUAGAAGUUUGACCUCAUAAGCCCUUUGAUAACACUGUGCUGUACUCUUCAAAGAACUUUAUCUCAGGGCCCUGAGGCCAGUUUCUGCUGACAAUGUUGAUGGAUCAAAGCCAAUGCAAAUACAAAUUAAACAAGAAGCAGCAGUUCACUGUCAACCAAUUUUAAUCAAGCUCUAAUUUUGUUUCAUGCACUCAAGCUCCCUUUCUGGUGUUUUGCAUGUGUUCUAUGUUGUGUGUGUAUGUCUGUGUGUGUGUAUUUGUGUUAUGUGUGUGUGUGUGUGUGUGUGUGUGUGUGUGUGUGCGCCCACACGCGCUUGUGAAUGCAGGUUACGGCCAGGACCUGAGCGGGUUUGGGCACAGUUUCGCAGACCCCACCCAACAGACAGCGUCUUACGCGGCCCCCACGGCACAGCCCUCAGCGGGCCCCCAACCCGCGGCCAGCAGCUUCGCCCGCGGCCAGAACCACAAC
Sardina pilchardus (European sardine) is the source of this 2118-nucleotide messenger RNA. RefSeq names its product DAZ associated protein 1 (gene dazap1). Gene Ontology annotation, biological process: regulation of translation; central nervous system development. The transcript is spliced from 12 exons. The record is from RefSeq and is a predicted model, not a curated record. The coding region runs from base 197 to 1336 and encodes 379 amino acids. Gene Ontology annotation, cellular component: cytoplasm. Gene Ontology annotation, molecular function: mRNA binding. NCBI's taxonomy places the organism in Eukaryota, Metazoa, Chordata, Actinopteri, Clupeiformes, Clupeidae.